UGCUUCCUGCCUGGCGGAGGGAGGGACGGUGCUGACGGCUGGGAGGAUAAGUCGAACGACAAGAAAGCCUUGGAAAGCGACAGAAAGAGGGGAAACGGCCCGGGCUUCCACCUUAAUCGAGGAUUCGACUUUAGUUCGACACUGCUUAGUGGCCGAAUCUAAUGCAAUGUCGUCCAGUCGUCAGCAUAGUGAAAGCAGGGCCAUUCCGACCAGGACGGUGCUGAUCAACGACUCAACCCAGCUACCUCACGAUUAUUGCACCACUCCUGGAGGCACUUUAUUUUCAACUACCCCGGGAGGCACCCGGAUCAUCUAUGACCGUAAAUUCCUGUUAGACCGGCGUAAUUCCCCUAUUGCUCAGACUCCUCCAGCACACCUACCUGUCAUCCCUGGAGUAACCAGCCAAAAUGUUCUGAAUGAGAACAAGAGGAAUGAAGCUAAUAACUUCAGCAACCAUGAUGGCAAACCAGGACCAGGUGAGGAUGCUCAAUUUGAGAUGGACAUCUAAGGAAGAGGAACCAACAUGAUGAAAGAAUAAUAACCUGGCACCUUUUAUGCCAGUGGCUUGGCUUGUAGAAACCAAUGUUGUGAGCCCUCUCCUUUAGCUCUGUCUAGCUGCUGGGUGCUAAGUAACCAUGGGAAUAGUUGACUCAUGCUGGCCUGAUGGGUUGCUGGAGCCCUGAAAGUUAACAAAUGAUUCUGAUCAGAUUAGGUUUCAGGGCUACCAACAGGUGUACUUGCAUUAGCCACACAGCAAGGGAAAAAAUCUGUUUAAAGUGCCCAAAAACAUUGGAGAAUUAUUCAUCAUAAUUAAGAACUUAUUUCAGAGUACACUUAGAUAUCCUCUAAAGACCCAAUGCAUUACUCUGUAACUAUGAACCAGUACUGCCCGGAUAUCCAUUUAUCAGUACACACAUUCUGUUCUUUUACCGCAUUGCUACGUUAUCAUUUUCAGUACAAGUAAUUUUUUUGUUGUUGUUCAUAAAAACUUCUCAUUAACUAGUGACAGCAAGUAUACCGUUUGACAUUUUGGUUCACAAUGAAGAAUUCUUUUUCCAUUCCAAGCCUUUAUAUUAAUCAGGCAUUCAUACAUGAUUUAUGUCUCUUUUUUAAAAUUAGAUGUUCAAUAUGGGAAAGUAAUUUCAUAAAAAUGCAUAAACCAUGAACCAUAAGUGAGAAUUUGAGUUAUCCAGGAUCCUACCAAAAAUGUGCCCAAAGUUUCUGGUCCUGUGUAAAACUACACUAUAUUGAACAUUCAAAUUUAUUUAAUUGAUUUUGUCCCUUUCAUGCAAAACAUGUUGAUAAGGUAAAAAAAAAAUUGUUUUGGUUAACUCUACUGUCUUUAGCUAGUGAGAAUGUAUUAAAAUUAUAGUCAACCUGCUAGUAAUAUGGUUGUCCCUACCUUUGAAUUAUGAGUGAAUCCUGAUGAUACUUGAAGCAUCACCAUCAGCUUUGUGGUCACUAAAUCUGAAAGGCAACAAAUACUGUAGUGUACGUGACACAAAAUUAGUGGUUGAUCAAAGGUAAUGACAAUAUAUAGAACUUUGGACAGAGUGAAGGGUGAAUAUGCUUUCUAAGUAUAAAGGUUCUCCAGUCCAAAAAUGGUCGCAAGAUGCACUUACAUCACAUACCUAAUAUAUAUACAUCUAGGUCUUGUAAAAAGCAAAAUUACAGGGAUGUAUGUAACAUUUAAUGGCAGUUUUGACAGCUGUCAUUUUUCAAUUGCUACAAUAUUUACACUCCCUCAUUGAUGAAUCAAAGGUAGAAAAGCACUGAAGUGUUGUCAGGUCAUUUGCCCUACUUUUAUCCAUUACCAACAGUUCAGCUGUGAAAUGAAUGAUGGCUGUAAUCAAGAAGUAUUUGGGAAUGCGGAAAGUUUUGUGAUGGCUUGACCCCCCCCCCCCCCCAACAAUUCAAAGGUCUUUAAAACUUGAACAUUUCCAAUGCUCCUCUAUGCAUGUUAUGAGCUUAUAUAAAUCUUAAUUCCAAAGUCACAUGGCAGUGUUAUAAAAAUCUCAUAUUUCUGUGAAAUCUUUUUUGUUUCCUUCCUAAGGAGGAUUCAGAUUCACAGGAGAUUGAAGGGUUGUCCUUAAAAAGUGGCUUAAAAGAGAAUACACCAAAUUCUCUCUGCUUUACUUAACACCUUCUGUACUUAAAUCCUUGUUCUGUUUUGUUUUUUUCCCCGUAAUGAUCUCUUGUGCCCAGUCUCUUUACCCAUGCCUUACUUUGCUAAGCUUAGCAGCUGUGACUUAAACCAAUUCAAUUCCAAUGUUUUUGUUGGUUUGAUUUGAUUAUGAUCAAAAUAUUGUUUUAUCAGAAUAUAUUUCUAUUUUUGGAACCAUGUUAGUUACUACACCAACCCCCCCAAUCCUUUUUUUUUUUUCCCCCUUUUUUUUUAGAGGAAGAAAGGCGUGGGCUUGCAACAGUAUAAUGUGUUUAAUAUAUUCAGUGAUUUGAUCAACAUUAAAAAAGUAAUUGAUUUGAUAGCUAACUGCUUAAAUUUCUGUUACAUUUUAAUUAUUCAGGUUUACCAAUUGUUUUCCUUUUUUGCUAUAAAUGCACAUUUGAAUCAAAAAUUAAUCUCUCCUUUAAAAGUUAAUUGGCAAGAAGAAAAUUGCAUUCAUAACAAGAAGAAAUGUACAUCAAAGCAAAGUGAAAGUUCUUUGCUCACUCUCCUGCUAUAGACUAUCGUAAGCCUUCAAAUUCCUCAACCCCUUAAACUCAAAUGUCAUAUAUUUUAAUGAUUAAUGACUGUCAUUGCAAUUAGAAAUUAUGCAUUUUCCAUCAGACAGUUAUACCUGGCCCCUAGCCUUUCAGGAUUGAGUUGUUAGCAUAUUGCAUUCUAAAAGUGACAAACUUGUAUGUUUUAUUCUGUGUUUGAGACCCUGUUGAAUUGACUUUAAUUUAAAAUAAAUGCCAAUGCCAGUGGACACUAUUAUAGCAAGAUCAAUAAAAGUUCCUUAAUAAUA
Electrophorus electricus (electric eel) is the source of this 2969-nucleotide messenger RNA. It is a transcript of the gene eif4ebp2, whose product is annotated as eukaryotic translation initiation factor 4E binding protein 2. Gene Ontology annotation, biological process: negative regulation of translational initiation. The record is from RefSeq and is a predicted model, not a curated record. Gene Ontology annotation, cellular component: cytoplasm. Gene Ontology annotation, molecular function: eukaryotic initiation factor 4E binding. NCBI's taxonomy places the organism in Eukaryota, Metazoa, Chordata, Actinopteri, Gymnotiformes, Gymnotidae.